Messenger RNA from Hevea brasiliensis (rubber tree), 1986 nucleotides. RefSeq names its product probable inactive poly [ADP-ribose] polymerase SRO2. Bases 236 to 1366 code for a protein of 376 amino acids. NCBI's taxonomy places the organism in Eukaryota, Viridiplantae, Streptophyta, Magnoliopsida, Malpighiales, Euphorbiaceae. Gene Ontology annotation, molecular function: NAD+ poly-ADP-ribosyltransferase activity. The record is from RefSeq and is a predicted model, not a curated record. The transcript has 5 exons.
GCUUGAGACCGCCGCCUAGCUCCGUAUUUCCAACUCCGAUUUCGAUUAGGAUUAGAACCUGCGUUACGGAAGGUAUUGAACCGCCAAAAAUAACAAACUAUAAAAAGAACACGAAAGAUUGGUUCUUCAAUCUUUACAAAUCUUGUAGAUGAUACCCUUCUCUUUCUUUCUAUAGACAAGUAGCUGUUUUUCAUUCAGUUUUUUUUCAACGUUCUUGUUUCUUCACCAGCUAAUUAUGUUAACCAAUCAAAACGCACAAACAACUAAACUUCAGAAGGAGGAACUUGAAAUUGAAGAUAGAGGGUCUGUGAUAGUUGACAAUGAUGACGACGAAACUGGGGAUGCUGGUGCUGAUAACGGUGAGGCUCAUUCGGGUUACAAUAAUGACAGUUUCGAGGAUUUUACUCGCAAUGGAAUGGUCAAGAUUGGAGAAGGAACCCUGGAGCAUGACAUAAUCAAGAAGACUUUGCUCGAGGGUGUGGGAAGAUAUGCAAAGGAUACGAAGAUUGUGGCCAUACACAAGAAUUCCGUUUCCGGUUCAGUAGGAAAAGCUCGGUGGCUUACUUUCAGGAUUUUUGCAAAGGCGGUGGCUGAAAGGCGGGCUGGGAAUGCUAAUCUGCGGUUUGCUUGGUAUGGUGCUUCGAGGGAGGAGAUUUGUCAAGUCAUAUCCCAUGGAUAUAGUCAGUGUGGUGAAACCGCCAAUGGCCAAUCUCAUGGGGUUGGCAUUUCUCUGUCUCCUGCAAAAUUUUCCAUUAAUAGUGUGGAAUCAUCGGCUGUUGAUGAAAAUGGUCAAAGGCAUAUAUUGUUAUGCCGCGUAAUACUAGGAAAGAUGGAAACCAUUCCUGCUGGUUCCAUGCAAUUUCAACCAAGUUCAACAGAGUUCGAUUCUGGAGUUGACAAUAUUGUAGAGCCUAGAAGAUUCAUUGUGUGGAAUGCUUUCAUGAAUUCUCACAUCUUCCCUGAUUACAUCAUCAGUAUUAAGGCCCCUUCCUUUACUGGUAUGAAGAGAAAUCAAAUGAGGCCCCUAAGACCCACCUCACCAUGGAUGAGCUUUCCUGUUCUGUUGUCUAUAUUGUCACAGUUUUUAGAUCCUUCUAAGAUGGCUUUGAUUUUCAAAUUUCAUGAUGACUUUAAAAAAAAAAAGAUUACAAGGCUGCAACUAAUCCGAAGGGUGAGGCAGAUAUCUGGAGACGAGCUGUUAGUUCACAUAAUUAGAUCUUGCAAGGAAAGGUAUAACUUUCUGUGUCAAUUAUCUAAUCUCAGGGGUAUCAUCCAAAUAUAUAAAGGUAUAGCUGAAAUCUUGACUUUUGAUCCUCUGGUUAGGUUCGGUAGCUGGAGAAGUAUGACUAGAAAAAUAUUUCGAUAGUUUCCCGCCUGAGCAAUGAUUGUGGCUGGACACAGUUUACUAGUCUGUGAAUCUGAAUAGCCAUUUUGAUAUUAAACCAUUUGCUGAAAUAAAAUUAAAGGAAGAAAGAAACUAUAACUCACUUUCAUUGUAUGGACCAGGGAAUCCAAGUCGUCUGCAAAGCAACACUUAACAGGAAAAAGAAAAAGUAAAGGAAUAGAAAUAAAGAGAGGAUGAGGGUUAUCAAAGCUUUUUAUUUGCUUGGUUGAGGAGCAUUUGACAAUAUGAACAUGGAAUCCACAAAAGAACUUAUUAUGUUAUGGUUCAGUUCUUUAUUCUCCAACUAAAAGAUUGAAAAUCUUAUUCUAAUGCAGCUUGUGAUCAGAGCAUCUAGCAGUGGCAGCAAAAAUUGACAUUCUUCCAUUAUGCAGCCAGCUUUUGUGACAACACCCAGAAGCAGCAACUAAUACAUGAAGAAAUGUAGAGUAGCUGAGAUUGAUAGCAUUCUUUUACAAUAUUUGAUAUUACAGUUGUUACAGGUGCAGUUGUUCCAGCAAUUAUGUCAAUUUACAAGAUUGGUUUCUUGAAUAUUAUUUCAAGUACAAAUUUACAAGAUUGAUUGGAUUUUGGUUCAAGUUCCA